AUGUCCCAGUGUUGGUCUCUGUUCCCGUGGACCUCGUCCGCUCGGCUUGCUGGGGGCAGGACAGGGCUGCACGAGGCCCGCAGUCUGCGGGCGCCCUCCUGGAGGGGCCGGUCACUUGGUUUCGGCCCUGGGGGCAGAGCGCACCUGGGUCAGCCCACUUCCGGGGAGGGAGGCCGAGGAGCCCCUCCCCGCCGCCCACCCCGAACCCGGCCGGGGCUCCCACCCUGUGUACCUGGGCCGAUCCAUUCCCAGGGGCGCGCCGGGGGUGGAGCGGCUCGGAGACGCGCCGUGGGUCUACCCAGUUUCUCCCCGAAAGCUGAAGGCGUCCGCUUCAUCCACGUUAUUUUUGUUGGUCGAACUCCUCGAGCGCGGCGGGAGAGACUUGGAAUAGAGACAAGGAGCGGAAGUGGAAAGGGGAGGAGCGCGCACCCCUCCCGGCCUCGGUGCUCGCCGCGCCCCCUACCCUCCCGGUACUUGGGAGGGGACGCGCGGGGCCGACGCGCCCAGACGGCCGCGAUGGCGCGGGUGGCCUGUCGGCAUUCCUGGGCGCCCUGCAACCACYGGGUCGCGGUGAGCUUCUUGUGGCUCUUUUUCGGUACCUGGUGCACAGCCCCUGCCAGUGGCAUCCAGGUGACUGUGUCUGACCCCUACCACGUAGUGAUACUGUUCCAGCCUGUGACCCUGCCCUGCACCUAUCAGAUGAGCUCGACCCUCCCAGAGCCCAUCGUAAUCUGGAAGUACAAGUCCUUUUGCCGGGACCGCAUUGCUGAUGCCUUCUCCCCAGCCAGUGUGGACAACCAGAUCAAUGCCCAGUUGGCAGCAGGCAAUCCCGGCUACAAUCCCUACGUGGAGUGCCAGGACAGUGUGCGCACAGUCAGGGUUGUGGCCACCAAGCAGGGCAAUGCUGUGACCCUGGGAGACUACUACCAAGGCCGGAGGAUCACCAUCACAGGAAAUGCUGACCUCACCUUUGAGCAGACGUCUUGGGGGGACAGUGGUGUGUAUUAUUGCUCCGUGGUGUCGGCCCAGGAUCUCCAGGGGAACAACGAGGCCUAUGCAGAGCUCAUCGUCCUUGGCAGGACCUCGGGGGUGACUGAACUCUUACCUGAUUUUCAGGCGGGGCCCAUGGAAGACUGGCUCUUCGUGGUCGUGGUGUGCCUGGCUGCCUUCCUUGUCUUUCUCCUCCUGGGCAUUUGCUGGUGUCAGUGCUGCCCACAUACCUGCUGCUGUUACGUCAGGUGCCCCUGCUGCCCGGAGAAGUGCUGCUGCCCCGAGGCCCUGUAUGCAGCUGGCAAAGCAGCCACAUCAGGCGUCCCAAGCAUCUACGCYCCAAGCACCUACGCCCACCUCUCCCCGACCAAGACCCCACCUCCACCACCAGCCAUGAUUCCCAUGGGCCCUGUCUACAAUGGAUACCCUGGAGGGUACGCUGGAGACUUUGACAGGAAUAGUUCAGUUGGYCACAGCUCCCAGGUACCCCUGCUUCGGGACACAGACAGCAACACGACCUCUGAAGUCCGCAGUGGGUACAGGAUCCAGGCCAGCCAGCAGGAUGACUCCAUGAGAGUCCUGUACUACAUGGAGAAAGAGCUGGCCAACUUCGACCCCUCUCGACCUGGACCUGGCCCCCCCAAUGGUCGUGUAGAACGGGCUAUGAGUGAAGUCACCUCCCUCCACGAAGACGACUGGAGAUCCCGGCCUUCCCGGGGUCCUGCCCUCACCCCAAUCCGGGAUGAGGAGUGGGGCCGCCACUCCCCCCGGAGUCCCAGGAGAUGGGAGCAGGAGCCCCCCACAGAGCGGCCAGGGGGUGGCUGGGGGGGCAGGCGGCCCCGGGCACACUCCGUGGAUGCUCUGGAUGAUCUAACCCGGCCGGGUUCUGCUGAAUCUGGGAGGAGGUCUCCCCCAAGUAGUGGGAGGAGAGGACGUGCCUAUGCACCCCCACGAAGCCGUAGCCGUGAUGACCUCUAUGACCCAGAUGACUCGAGGGACUUUCCACAUUCGCGGGAUCCUCACUACUACGAUGACUUCAGAUCUAGGGACCGCCCUCAGGUGGACCCCAGAUCCCGCCAGCACCGAUCCMGAGACUCCCGGGAUGAAGGCUCUAGGUCGGGGGACCCGCAUUAUGAUGGGCGUCUACUAGAAGAGGCCUUAAGGAAAAAGGGGCCAGGGGAGAGGAGGAAACAUUACAGGGAGGAAGAGGAAGAAGAGGAGGCCUACUACCCUCCACCGCCUCCCCCGUACUCCGAGACGGACUCCCAGGCCUCACGGGAGCGGAGGCUAAAGAAGAACUUGGCCCUGAGUCGGGAAAGUUUAGUCGUCUGACCUCAUGUUUUGUAUGUAGUUUUUGUACUUUUUUUUUUUUUUUUUUAAUUUGAGGGAGUAUUGAUGAAGAUCUUCUUGUAAAUCUAAUAAAAUUGAUAAUCAUAAAAGUGAUGUCUUGAGAAACAUUUGUUCUGCUGCACGAGGUGGGGGACCUGGGCAGCUACCGUGUGUCUGAAAAUGCCAUGUCCCAUUUCUCCGGGAGCUGGAGUCCUGGGUCAGAAGGAAGGGACCCAAGUCAGCCUUCUGCCUUCUACCUCUGCCCUGGCCAGGAGUACGUGCCCCACGCCGCCUCCGCCCGGCCCCUGCGUGCGCGCCGCGGCCCCGCCCAGACGUGCGCAUGCGCCUCGCGCCUCCGCCUUCUCAGAAGCCGGGAGCGCGCGCGCGCGCCCC
Messenger RNA from Urocitellus parryii (Arctic ground squirrel), 2712 nucleotides. It is a transcript of the gene Lsr, whose product is annotated as lipolysis stimulated lipoprotein receptor. Gene Ontology annotation, cellular component: tricellular tight junction; plasma membrane. Gene Ontology annotation, biological process: tricellular tight junction assembly; establishment of blood-brain barrier. NCBI's taxonomy places the organism in Eukaryota, Metazoa, Chordata, Mammalia, Rodentia, Sciuridae. The record is from RefSeq and is a predicted model, not a curated record.